UUUGUAGUUCCUUUCCCAUCAUUCCUAUAUAUAGCCUAAAAGAAGUCACUCAUGUAUCGCAAACCAAAAGGCUUGAAAAUAGUUGAUCAUUUGCAUAAGGGCUUUGUCCUUACUUGCGUUGGAGCAUCCUUGUGGGCUGUUUACACUAUAACCAAGUUUGGAAUCCAAUACUACACAGAGGUGAAACCGAGACUCUUGAAGGAGCGAGAAAAGCUUCUUUCCCUAGAGCCAGAUCCAGCUGAUCAUUUGAGAGACACUGCUCCCAGCAUUUCCUCCUGAGUUCAUAUCAAAAUGCUUCCUGCUUCCCUGUGCUUCCUGUGUACUCGUGUGAUCUCAAGGGGUUUCCAUGUUUCAUGCCCCACCAAGAAGGGCAUCCCUGAUGUCGUGUGGAAGCUCGGGAGGCUGAAUCAUGUUGCCAUCGCAUGCCAGGACUUCGAGAAACCUGUGGCUUUGUAUAAAAAUGUAAUGGGAGCUAAAGUCAGUGAAACUGUUGCUCAGCCAGAACAUGGGGUUUACACUGUCUUUGUGAAUCUGGAGAAUACAAAAUUGGAGCUAUUGAAGCCAUACGGAGACAAGAGUCCCAUCAAGGGAUUCCUGGACAAGAACAAGGCAGGAGGGAUGCACCACAUCUGCUUGGAGGUGAACGACAUCAAGGCGGCCAUGAAGACGAUGAAGGAGCACGGAAUCCGCUGCUUGGCCGACGAACCCAAGACUGGUGCACAUGGGAAACCUGUGGUUUUCCUUCAUCCCAAAGACUGUGCUGGGGUCCUCAUCGAGCUCGAGGAGACGUAAAUUCCCUCCUAACCGAUGCAUACUCGAAGACGUGCAAUCCCUUUGACUCUUCUUGUCUAUAGGCUGAAGGAUCUGGUUCCUACUUUGCUGAUUUUUGACCCUGUGUUGUGAUAGCAGUAUAGUAGUUAUUGUCGAAUUGAAUUCAAGCUUUUCAGAAUAAAUGUGGCUGUGAUGAAAUA
Messenger RNA from Darwinula stevensoni, 971 nucleotides. The record is from the annotation of a GenBank genome assembly. NCBI's taxonomy places the organism in Eukaryota, Metazoa, Arthropoda, Ostracoda, Podocopida, Darwinulidae.